Molecule: messenger RNA, 2823 nt
Organism: Spinacia oleracea (spinach)
Lineage: Eukaryota; Viridiplantae; Streptophyta; Magnoliopsida; Caryophyllales; Amaranthaceae
Product: replication protein A 70 kDa DNA-binding subunit B-like
Exons: 12
Coding region: 1232-2557 (441 amino acids)
Source: RefSeq, a predicted model, not a curated record
AUCUCUAUUCUAUAAAGGAACAGUUGAGGUCUAUUUUGUAAUUUGGCUUUUCGUGUCCCCCAGUUAAAAGACUAAAAUACCCCAACGCAGUUCUACAGUUUAAUUGCACCCCAGACCUUAAGUGACGCCCAAAAUCAAUCCUUUUUAUCUCAAUUACCAAAGCUGAUGUUGAUUGAUUGAUUAAAUCAGGAAAUAAAUGAAAAUAAGGAAAAUAAAAUAUUACAACUACUGCAGUUACCAAAUGAAACGAAAAACAAAUAAGGAAAAUAAAAUAUUACACUUUAUGCAGUUACCAAAUGAAACGAAAAAUAUUACAAAUCUAAAAGAAUAAAAAUUUCUAAUUAACUGCAGAAGCCCUGAAAACAAAAAACCUCCAUAAACCAGAUCCUAAACCAGAAAUCAGAAGAAAAAUUCCAGAAACCAUAAAACAAGAAACCUCUCCCAUAAUGCAAAUCUAAUGCCGCGCUGAUUCCCAGAAGAAAUCCGUUCUCAAAAGAACCACAUCACCAUUGUUUCUUCUUGAAGUCGCUCCCACAUGUAAGUACACUUUUCGUAUGAAUCCUCUGUAAAAAAAAUACAAACAAAAUUCAACCAUUUUUCUAUAAUAAUAAAUCAUAAACUUUAAUUGUAUGGGCAUAUUUAAAUCUGUGUAUAUCAUAAAAAUACAAGGAAUGUUGUACGCAUAACAGUAUCAUUUUUAUUUAUACAAGACUAUAAAAAAUAAGAACAGAAAUUAAAUUUGUGACUGUAUGCACAAAACAAAUGUUCUUUUCUAAUAUUGUGGUGCUUAUUUAUUUUGCAGAUUUCAAAAUAUAAGGUAGGUUAUAUUCUUGCUUCUAUAGAUUUUAAUUAAUUAUUUUAUAUCUUAAUUUAUGCAUUUGGUUAAAUAAUCUCUCAUAAUCUUUUUAAUUUUUAAUUGCAGAUUUCAACAACGAAGGUUUGUGAUAAUAUAAUUUUUUGUUAUUAGAAUUAUGAUUUUAAAUAUAAUUGACUUACAUUUGUUUUAAUGCAGAAUUUAGUAGGGGUUUGAAGUUCAUAACGAGGUGCAACGACCAACGAAGGAUCGGCAGUACAUACGGUUAUAAUUUCGGUUUUAAGUUUGAUUCUGAGUUGGGUGUUAAGUUCAUCAAGGCAUACUAUAACAACGGCAUAAGGUUAUAAUUUCGGUUUUAAGUUUGAUUUUGAGUUGGGUGUUAAGUUCAUCAAGGCAUACUAUAACAACGGCAUAAGGAUGACAGAGUACCAUUAUCCAACUUUUGAGCAUUUAUAUCCUAGCGGGGUACAACGAUAUGAUGUACGAGCCCGACUGAUUCGCAAUUAUGAUAUUUUCAACUACAACCAUAAAGGAACAACCAAGCAAACAUGGAAAAUGAUUUUUGUCGAUGUUGAGGGUCAGGCCAUACAGUGCAAUAUUUUCGGCCCCGCGAUUGAAAAGUUUAUAGGACGGUUUCAAGAGGGAUUCAUUUAUAUACUCCUUGCUGUACAAGUGAUAUUUGCUGAAGGGAAAAACAAAAUUGUCCCCAAUUGGAAACAGAUGAUCAUCAAAGAAGAAACAAAUGUGAUACGUGAAGAGGAGGAUGACAUUUCCAUACCUUCAUUCCACUAUAAUUUGGUUCAGUUGAACCGAUUAAGUUGUCACAUCGACUGUACUGAUAGAGUUUAUGAUGCAAUGGGAUUGGUCCUAUACGUUUCACCGGUUGAGAAUAUUGGUGUGGAUUCAUUUAAGCGAGACGUGGCAAUAAUGGAUACAACCUGGACUGUUAUUAAAUUAACACUUUGGAAUGAUUUUGUGCACGUUCUUGAUGAAAAUCUUAAUCAUGUUGACGUGGCACCAAUCAUUGUAGCAUGUGGUCUGCAUGUCAAGAGCUUCUAUGGUACAUAUCUUUCCACGGGAUACCACACUAGGGUUUAUGUUAACCCGGUUAAUGAAAAAACAACAUCCUUAUCUACAUGGUAUAAAUCGGAAAAAUUGGCAAAGAUAAGGAGAGAUUGGUUUCGUUCGUCGACUUUUUCGUUAAAGUCGUCGAUUGAUAUUUCUAACACUCCCCGUAUCCGAUUAUCUCAAUUUCCCAGCGCGAGAAAGGUUCAAUACUGUCGAGUUGUUGCAUAUGCAUGUCGCGUUGAUAGUGUUGAUAACAUCAUAUAUGAGGCAUGCAAUCGUUGCCUAAAAAAGGUUGUCAUUUUUCAAGGACUACAAAAAUGUCAAUCUUGCAAUCUCACCAACACUGUAACUAUCCCAAGGUUGCUUCUUCGACUUACCAUAUUUGAUAAAAGUGGUAAUUUGAAAGUCACAAUAUUACACGAUCUUGCACAACACCUUUUAGGUUGUUUAGCUACUGAAAUAAAAUCAGUACUUCAACAGCCUAAUGGACGUAAUCGAGUGAUGGAAAAAGUAUUUGCAUGUUUCGGAAACAGAGCUUUUUCAUGGGUGCUACAUCCACCAAUUGGAGAUUUUAAUCCUGAACAUUCGUAUACGGUUGGAUAUGUGUUGCAUGUCGAUUGGGCGGAGGAGUGCAUGUGGUUAAACAAAUAUAUUGCGAGCAAAAAAAGAAAAUGAUAUUUACUAUUUUGUAUGUACUUCAAUUUUGAUUUUUCAAUAGGAUAUGUUAGUUGUAUCAAAAUAAUGUUAAUUUUUUUUAAUAGCUUUAAAUUCGUCAUGUAAGGCUACGAGUAUUGUAUGACCUCAAUGUCGCAAAAUAUGGACUUUGCGAAUGAUUAUUAGUGUCUAAAAUUUGUAAAAUUUCGCAAGCAUCGCGUGCAUGAAAUAAUAGGCACAAUAAAGUUUCUAAAAUUCACGCACGCAUCGCGUGCAUAAAAUACUAG